GUCCGCACCGAUUGCUCAACAUGCCAGAAAUUGUUCGUCGCUCAUACACUUUUUGGUACUAUACCCCCUCACUGGCUGCGGCAGUCAUCUUCAUGAUUAUUUUCAUGGGAUUGACUGGGCUUCAUUCCCGGAAGAUGUUCGCAACUAGAACCUGGUUUUGCAUUGCGUUCACCCUUGGUGGCUUGUUUGAAAUCAUUGGCUAUAUCGGUCGCGCCAUCGCACAUAGUAACACGACCACUAUGGGGCCAUACAUACUGGCAAACAUCUUCAUUCUACUCGCUCCCACUCUAUUCGCCGCCUCGAUUUAUAUGACUCUGGGCCGUUUAAUUCGUCGCGUCGGGGCUGAACAUCUUUCGGUUAUCCGCGUCUCACGUCUGACAAAGACCUUUGUCUGGGGCGAUGUUCUGUCUUUCAUCGUUCAAGGCAAUUCCUCUUCCCUCUCGGUUUUGGGUUAUGAUCAAUGGGGAAAGGUGUGUGUCAUUGUUGGACUAGCGAUCCAGCUUAUCUCAUUCUCCAUUUUCUGGCUCUCGGCCAUUGUAUUUGAGAGGCGUAUCCGCCGCAAUCCUACUCCCCAAUCUCUCCAACCGGGAAUUCCAUGGAAGAAGACAUUAUACAUGCUUUAUGCUGUGAGUGCUUUGAUCAUGAUCCGCUCCAUUUUUCGCAUCAUUGAAUAUGUGCUUGGGAACAGUGGAUAUCCCUUGCAACACGAAUGGACGAUGUAUAUCUUUGAUUCUGUCCCUAUGGCGAUUGUCAUGAUUAUCUACCUGACGUGGUAUCCCAGUGGUAUAAAGGCCAAAACUGAUAUUGAGGCAAGUAUUCCCCUUGGACAUGUGUACUCGAAGGUCUGAUCGAGAUCAUUGGAGCUGAGGCUGUCUUCUAAUGCUAGAUUUCUUCCUUCCAAUUGCUUUUAC
Messenger RNA from Aspergillus aculeatinus CBS 121060, 911 nucleotides. Its product is annotated as RTA1 domain-containing protein. The transcript is spliced from 2 exons. The record is from RefSeq and is a predicted model, not a curated record. Lineage: Eukaryota; Fungi; Ascomycota; Eurotiomycetes; Eurotiales; Aspergillaceae. Gene Ontology annotation, cellular component: membrane. Bases 21 to 848 code for a protein of 275 amino acids.